Hyalella azteca is the source of this 2536-nucleotide messenger RNA. RefSeq lists its product as uncharacterized. Gene Ontology annotation, biological process: G protein-coupled receptor signaling pathway. NCBI's taxonomy places the organism in Eukaryota, Metazoa, Arthropoda, Malacostraca, Amphipoda, Hyalellidae. Gene Ontology annotation, cellular component: membrane. Bases 1 to 2421 code for a protein of 806 amino acids. The record is from RefSeq and is a predicted model, not a curated record. The transcript is spliced from 11 exons. Gene Ontology annotation, molecular function: G protein-coupled receptor activity.
AUGAAAACUGACGCGACGUCCCCACCCGAUCCAUGCGCUGGUGGUUGUGAGAAGAACCAGACGUUGGGCAUGAACGUUGGGCAUGAUAAAGACGUUGGGCAUGAUCAAGACGUUGGGUAUGAUAAAGAUUUUGAUAGAAUGAACCAGACGUUGGACAUGAACUGCACUUCUCAUAACAGCUCCAGCGAAGAAGACUUGAAGUGUUCCGGAGAAGGUUUACUGCGAGCCACUCUUCUGUUUGGAAUGUGUUUGACUAUGACAGUCAUCCUUGUUGGCGGGAUUGGCAAUGGAAUCACAAUACUCAUUCUUAUUCAUCAGAUGAUUCUAGGACAGAGGCAACAACAGAUUCGAACGAAGGCUUCGUCGGUUCUUGUGCUAAACCUUGCCAUUGCUGACUUGUGCUACAGCGUCUUGUGUCUGCCCUUCGUCUUCGCAAUUUACCUCAUCAUAUUCAGAUCAGGUCUAGAUCUCGAAGCUCCGCUCUCACAUGGAUUUGAUACCAAGUGUCAGUUCUCGGCUUUCUUCCGCUACACGAACGCCAUCUCCGAGUGGACUACGAUCGGGCUUAUGGCUCUUGAAAGGUUCAUCACGAUCAGUCGAUAUGCUCGGUGGCAGAAAGGCGGCUACCGCUGGUUCACUCCCAAAAAGUCUGCGUGUUACUGCCUCAUGAUUUGGAUAGUGGGUGUCGGCUUGCAGCUGCCAACGCUUCUCGAGGAUCUCGAAGCUCCGCUCUCACAUGGAUUUGAUACCAAGUGUCAGUUCUCGGCUUUCUUCCGCUACACGAACGCCAUCUCCGAGUGGACUACGAUCGGGCUUAUGGCUCUUGAAAGGUUCAUCACGAUCAGUCGAUAUGCUCGGUGGCAGAAAGGCGGCUAUCGCUGGUUCACUCCCAAAAAGUCUGCGUGUUACUGCCUCCUGAUAUGGAUAGUGGGUGUCGGCUUGCAGCUGCCAACGCUUCUCGAGGCUGGCCCGUUUUUCGGAAAAUUCGGCUACAACACUGACACUGUAAAGUGCGACUUUGUCAGUGACCAACCUGAAAAUUUCGGAAUGCGUGACGUCUUCUUUCUGAUGGAGGCUCCUGUUUCGUGUGUUCUAAUACUCGUGGGCUACAGCGCCAGCAUCGUGCGCAUCAAGAGCAGGGCAAAGUUCAUGCGACAGUUUGGCGUCUUGUGUCUGCCCUUCGUCUUCUCAAUUUACCUCAUCAUAUUCAGAUCAGGUCUAGAUCUUGAAGCCCCGCUCUCACACGGAUCUGAGACCAAUAUUUGUCAAUUCUCGGCUUUCUUCCGCUACACGAGCGCCAUCUCCGAGUGGACUACGAUCGGACUUAUGGCUCUCGAAAGGUUCAUUACGAUCAGUCGAUAUGCUCGGUGGCAGAAAGGCGGGUACCGCUGGUUCACUCCCAAAAAGUCUGCGUGUUACUGCCUACUGAUAUGGAUUUUGAGCAUUUGCAUGCAGAUGCCCACGCUCCUUGAGGUUGGUGCGUUUUUUGGCAAGUUUGGCUACAACGUAGACACAAUUAAGUGCGACUUCGUCAGCUCCGAAGGUCAAAGUUUCGGGAUGCGUGAUUUCUUCUUUCUGAUGGAGGCGCCCAUUCCGUGCGCUCUAAUCCUAGUGGGCUACAUCGCCAUCAUUGUGCGCAUCAAAAGCAGUACUCGGUUCAUGAAAAAAUUUGGGACUAGUGAGAGCCGCAUGAAGAUCGCCAUGCGCAACAGCAAAACAACGGGCAUGUGCUUCAGGCUGAUCAUCGUUUACCUCGUGUGUGUCGGCACAGUGUGCGUGUGGAACGUGGCCGUUCCAGAAGAAGAACUCGGCAAACCAUGCAAUCAAAUUAUAGGGAUCUACAUUUACUGUUUCUACUGGAUCCAGUAUGCCGCCAACAACUUUAUUUACGCCCAAUCUAUGCCUCGGUACAGCAAAGCUGCUAAACAAUUAUUGCACGCGUUGACACCUUGCUAUUUUCGGCCACAUGAGCAUAACAUCAAUCUAAACAAGGCAGAUAAGAGAGAACUUGUGGUGAGUGUUAUUUCCGUGGAGCGGUGCGAUGAAAAGAGAUCCGUCAUCGAAAUAUCGUUGCCUGCACAGAGUUGUGACGCAGUGACAAGCGAUAGCGAGUUUUCAUCUAAUUUCUUCAUUUCACACUUAUUCCAUACUCACACUCGGCACGAUAUAUGCGUCAACGAGUCACGCGUUUUCACCGGAAUCCCUGACAACGAAGCGACUCAGCAUAGUUAUGUUUUGUCCUGCCAACUACGCCCGAAACGGUCUGUCUACUCUGAAUGGUCGUUUACGAGUGAUCGUUCGGUGCGCGGUCCUGGAAAUGACUACCUAUUCCUCACCUCCCCUAGCCGUAAAAGAAGUUUUUCUGAUUGUGAGCAGCGCGAUCAUUCCUCUAAAAAGGUCCAGCGGACACUUUCUUGCUAAAUGCCACGGUAAAAUCUGUCGCGUAUCGUGUACGCGUAGAUCAUGGCGCUAACAACAUCUUAUGCUUCUAUCGUGUCAUAAAUAAACGUCUCGGCUUUAACUUAUUUAUAAUUGU